Molecule: messenger RNA, 1042 nt
Organism: Megachile rotundata (alfalfa leafcutting bee)
Lineage: Eukaryota; Metazoa; Arthropoda; Insecta; Hymenoptera; Megachilidae
Gene: P32
Product: complement C1q binding protein P32
Biological process (GO): cytosolic ribosome assembly
Cellular component (GO): mitochondrial matrix
Source: RefSeq, a predicted model, not a curated record
UCGUGCCUCGUGCUUAUCGUUGCAUACAACCAUUUUGUGAGCGUACCGGUAGGAAACUGUUGGACGGUUUCUUGUUUCAGAAGUUAAAAUGAACGGAAUUAUAAGGAAUACGUUACGAUCAUCAGUGAUCAGAAAUUUCUUUUCGUCAACUUCAAGCAUAGGAACAAAUAAUCAAUUAAGAACAUUAUGGAAUGCUUGUUCUCGACAAAACCAAGCUAUACCUCUUGCUUCGACGAAAUCGUUUGAACACCGAAAUACUCGUUGUAAUUACGAUUGUUGCAGAGGUGCCCAUACCAAAGCUGAGAAGGAACUGGUAGAGUUUUUAGCAGAAGAAAUUAUCGCGGAAAAGAAAGCUCAAAAAUUGAAAACUAUUCCCACCGAAUUAGAUGGAUUUAAGGUGUCCCUUAAUGGAUCACAAGUUACUUUGGAGAAAAAACAAGAGAAUGAAACAGUUAAAAUUUCAUUCGAUAUAAAUCAUUCAGUUAGUUCUGAAACUCAACCUGAUCUUGAAAUGACAAGUGAUAAUCCAGACCUUGGUGAUAUAAAAAGUAAACCAGACUUCACAGUGAAUGUAGUAAGAGGAAAUCAAACUCUUAAAUUCACUUGUAGUUUUAAUAGUGAACCAGGUGCAUCAGGUGCUAAUGAGAAUUACAAUGACAUUUUCAGUAUUGAUGAAAUUAGUCUGUACACAGGAGAGUGUACUGAUAAUGUGUACAUUGCAGAGGGUGCAAUCAUUGAUGGUUACCUUUAUGAUCUGCUUAUGAAUUAUCUCGAAGAGAAAGGUGUUUCAAACGAACUUGCCGAGAAAUUAGUCGAGCUUAGUACGAGUUACGAACAUACCGCGUAUGUUAGUUUACUGGAAGGCUUAUCAAAUUUCACAUCCAAAAAUUAGUUACCUGUUAAUUUUAAUUCCGAUUGUAUAUUUUUAAUUAUUUAGGUAUAACAUGUAAGAAUAUCUUUAUAAUAAAUGUAUGUAAUAAUUAAUUGUAUGCAUUUUGCUGAGCAGCUCUAUUCAAAAUAAAUACAACUUAUUACAUCCCUA